Labrus bergylta (ballan wrasse) is the source of this 1363-nucleotide messenger RNA. NCBI's taxonomy places the organism in Eukaryota, Metazoa, Chordata, Actinopteri, Labriformes, Labridae. The record is from RefSeq and is a predicted model, not a curated record.
GGUACGACACAGGUAAAGACGGCUUCAUCGACCUGAUGGAGCUGAAGCUGAUGAUGGAGAAACUCGGAGCUCCUCAGACUCACCUGGGUCUGAAGAACAUGAUCAAAGAGGUCGACGAAGACUUCGACGGGAAGCUGAGCUUCAGGGAGUUCCUGCUGAUCUUCAGGCGAGCGGCGGCCGGAGAGCUGCAGGAGGAGAGUGGCCUGAUGGCUCUGGCUCGUCUGUCAGAGAUCAACGUCUCCACAGAGGGAGUGAUGGGAGCCAAAGACUUCUUUGAAGCAAAGAUGAAGGUUGCAGCUGCAGGCAGUAUGUUUGAGGCGGAGAUCCGAGAGGAGAAAGAAGAACAAAAGAGACAGGAAGUGGAGAAGAAACAAAGACAAGCUGCAUUCAAGCAGCUGCAGUCAACCUUCUGCUCGUGACCUGACACCAGAGUCCAAGUCCUGCCCUGACCUGCACAGUCAGUGUUAGAGAGACCAGAACUCAAGUCCCGCCCUGACCUGCACAGUCAGUGUUAGAGAGGUUUAGCUUCACUUUUUUUAACCCCUGAAAUCACUCCCAGUGCAGCACUUUAUAACCAGAGAUUAUAGAAUACAGCACAUGUACGGUUCAUUCAUUCCAGAUGUUCUGCAGCUGCUGCACAGAAAACAAAACACACCUUUAAAUAUGCAGUGUUUCAAAUUCAUAAAAGUAUCAUCGAUUUAUUCUGUUCUAUUCUUUUUGUUUCUCUAAAAGAGUUUUCAGCACAAGGGAAACGUCUCGUGACGUGAACUUUUAGUCGGAUAUUUGUGAAGCUUUUUGAACAUUCUGUGUCGCUUUGUUUGAUUCUCACCUCGUUACAGUGAUCUCAACAUGAGCGUCUUCUCUGCUACCUGCAAUGUGAUGAGAUAUUGUAAAAUAAGAAAACAGCAUGAAGAGCUGUUGUAAUAUUUACAAUAUAAAGUACUUAUAUGACUCGAUGUUCAAGUCUCAUGUAGUUCAGCAGCUUCAGAUUUAAAGAGUCUGCUGCAGCCUCAGAUUUAAAGAGUCUGCAGCAGCUUCAGAUUUAAACAGUCUGCAGCACAUUCAGAUUUUAAGAUUCUGCAGCAGCUUCAGAUGUAUAGAGUCUGCAGCAGCUUCAGAUUUAAAGAGUCUGCAGCAGCCUCAGAUGUAUAGAGUCUGUAGCAGCUUCAGAUCUAAAGAGUCUGCUGCAGCCUCAGAUUUAAAGAGUCUGCAGGAGCUUCAGAUUUAAAGAGUCUGCAGCAGCCUCAGAUUUAAACAGUCUGCAGCACAUUCAGAUUUUAAGAUUCUGCAGCAGCUUCAGAUUUAAAGAGUCUGCAGGAGCUUCAGAUUUAAAGAGUCUGCAGCAGCCUCAGAUUUAAAGAGU